CCUUUUCUACCACAGUCUUAUCGCUUGUUCCAUUAUCAGCGUUCCUCAUUUCUUAUCAGAGGUUAAAGUCCAUUCUCUCGAUCUGUCACUCCCUGUGACACUUCCUUAUGAAAAAACAGAAUCGAAAUCAGAGAAGAGGGCUCACUUUUCAGUAAAAAUUAGACUCAAGAAUAGAUAGCGUUAGAAGAAAGAAGAGACAGAGAGAGACAGAGAGCGAGAGUCACACACACAGAGAGGCAGAUAGACACAGAGAGAGAGAGAGAGACAAUAAAGGGUGAAAGAAUGUAAGAAAUGAACAAGAUGUUUGUGAAGGACAGACAGACAAAGAGACCGACGCAAAUUGGAUUUUUCGAUCAAAAAAAAAAUCUCUGGAUUGGAAACAUGGAUUUCCUGCUCUGGCUGUUUCUCCUGUUCACACACCUUCAUGUUUCGGAUCAACAAACGACUCCAGUAGAUGACACAACUACACACAUGACUACAACUACCCGAGUCCCCACUCCUGCCCCAAUAGAUUGCAACACCCUACACUGGAGAGUUGACGAGACAAUUAUAGAGGUGGACGUCACUCCUGCAUUUAACAACGUAACGGCAUCCGGGCAGGGUGAAGAACACAGAGCUACAAUUGGAAAAGACAAAGCCAUUAUCAGCAGCUUACCAGCAGGGUGCACCUAUGAAGUAUCAGUUUGGAAGGACCAGUAUAAACUGUGUAAUAUUUCACGAUCUCUGAAUGCCCCUCCAGUUACAAACCUUCAAGUCAGUCCAAAUAGCACCUCUGGGUUAUCAGUAAGCUGGGAUCGUACUCCGGGCUGUAUUAAAGGAUAUGGGGUUUCAUACAAUGAUACACAUAUUGAAAAUAUUAUUGGAAAUGUUAACUCGACUGUCAUUGAGAAGCUUGACCCAGGCUGCCUCUACAUCAUCACAGUCACAACCAUUGCUGAUGGGAACGACUCGACACCAGUAAAUACAACUGGGACCACAAAUGCCCCUCCAGUUACAAACCUUCAAGUCAGUCCAAAGAGCACCUCUGGGUUAUCAGUAAGCUGGGAUCGUACUCUGGGCUGUAUUAAAGGAUAUAGGGUUUCAUACAAUGAUACACAUAUUGAAAAUAUUAUUGGAAAUGUUAACUCGACUGUCAUUGAGAAGCUUGACCCAGGCUGCCUCUACAUCAUCACAGUCACAACCAUUGCUGAUGGGAACGACUCGACACCAGUAUAUACAAAUGGGACCACAAACCCGUCCCCUGUCAGUGAUAUUACAGUAAUGAGCAAAUCGACCAAUCAGAUCAAUUACCACUGGACUGUGCCAAACAACACAAGAGUUGCUCAAUAUCAGUACAGUGUAACUCUUGAGAAUGUUGCCCCCAGUUCAACCGAUAAGAACAGCUACACUGCUAAUGAAUUAAAACCAGGGGAGAAAUACACCUUGUGCAUAGAAUCUGUGACCCCAGAACACACUAGGAGCACCCCUGAAUGUCUUUCAACCUACACAAACCCCAGUGCUCCAGUAGACCUGACUGCAAGCGAGAACACAACCACUGCUCUUGUGAGCUGGUCAGCGCCGAGCAGUGAUGUGAACUAUCAGAACUACACAUACCUGCUCAGCUGGUCCAGCAGUGAUCUGAACGAAUCGAAGGUUAUCAACGAGACCUCUGCUUCUCUGACAGCCCUGAUUCCAGGAUCCCUGUACAGUGUAAGAGUGCAAUCCCAGAUUGGAGACGCACAGAGCGUGGGAGUGUCACUGUCUAUUCUCACAGUUCCUGCUCAGGUGAGCUCUCUCCAGUGCUCUGCAGUGUCUGGGGGUUACAGUCUGUUGCUGAACUGGGGUAACCCUGCUGGACACUGGACGGCGAUAGAAGUGGACGUGUCCAAUGGAGACAAAAUGAAGGUAGAGAAGUGCGAGCCGGUCCAGUUUGAGACGAGAAUCAACGGGCUGAGCCCGGCUCAGUAUUACACCAUCUCGGUGACGACCGUGUCUGGAGAGAAGAGGAGCUUCAGAGCCGUUUCGAUUCGGUGCCAAACUGACACGACGGGUGUCAUCGUCGGCGCUGUGUUUGGAGUUCUAAUGCUCAUCUGCCUCGUGGUCUUUCUCGUUCUGUUCAUCCUGAGACGAUAUCCUGACCUACUGAGUUCUAGUUCCAAAGAUGACGACGCUCUGGAAUUUGCAUGUAAGAAGAUGAAACCGAUCGAAGUCAGUAAGUUUGCAGACUAUUUCCACAGACAGCAGGCAGACUCUGAUAUUGGAUUUGCAGAGGAAUAUCAGAGUUUGGGAGCGGUUGGCACUGAGCAGACAAGCAAAGCUGCCCUCCUACCGGAGAAUCGAGGGAAGAACAGAUUUACCAACGUCCUGCCAUAUGACUGGUGUCGUGUUAAGUUGAGUGCUAUUGAUGGAGAUCCAUUCUCAGACUAUAUCAAUGCAAACUUCAUGCCGGGCUAUCACACUGCGAAGGAGUUCAUCGCCGCUCAGGGCCCCUUGCCCAACACUGUGGAAGACUUCUGGCGAAUGGCGUGGGAGAACCAGGUGGAGGCCAUCGUCAUGCUGACCAAUUGCGUCGAGAAUUCAAAAGUGAAGUGUGAGCAGUACUGGCCUCUAGACUACACUCCCUGCACCUACGGAUGUAUUUCAGUCACCACGUCUUCUGAACAGAAGCUGCCUGACUGGACUCUCCGGGAUUUUACUGUCAAACACACGAAAUCCUUGGAAUACCGGACGGUCAAACAGUUCCACUUCACCGCCUGGCCGGAUCACGGUGUUCCGGAUAACACGGCCACCCUCAUCCAGUUCCGGGCUCUGGUCCGAAAAUUCCUGGACGAUCGGGAAGGGAGCGGUCCGGCCCUCGUACACUGCAGUGCUGGAGUGGGGCGCACUGGAACCCUGAUUGCUCUCGACUCCCUCCUGCUGCAGAUAGAGAGGGAGAAGGUUGUGGGGAUCCAGAGCUUCGUUCAGAAGAUGAGGCUCCACCGGCCUCUCAUGGUCCAGACAGAGUCCCAGUACAUCUUCCUGAACCAGUGCAUGCUUGACACCAUCCAGGGAAAGAUGAAGAACCCCGACGAAAACAUCUACGAGAACUUGAUCUAUGCCAACACCGCAGCCCUCGGGGAAUUCCACGCAACCAAUGGGAAUGCCUCGUAACUUCGCCCCGCCCCCUUCUGCUCUCGCACAAUCCAAUCACAGCACAGAGAAGGACAUCCCUUUAAAAAUGUCCCAUAGUGAAAGCAGAGGCAAGCAUUGUAAAAGAUCGAGAGGUGGAGUAAAACGUAUUAAUAAACAGCAACCAGACUAAACUCUGGGAAAUGCAGAGUGACCUUGGGAAAAGCAUGCCAGGGAACCUGUAAAUUACAGCAGUUUUAUAAGUUAAUAUCAGUUAAUAUGCCUGGUUACCCCUGUCUGUUAAUCAAAUUGACCAUGACUUUCAUAUUAGUAAAUGUGAAACCAAUAAUGUUUGGAAAUACACAUCAGAUGAAUGAGUUGAAUUACUGAUGCCUUUUUUGCACUUUGACAGAUUAAUUUGCCUUUAAAAAUGAAGCAUCUGUCUUGAAGAGAUUCAUUCUUAAUUUUUCAAGUUUGGCUCUCCUAAAUCAUUUAUAAGUGUACUGUAUAUAGGAUGUCAUUUUUCGACGUACAUUUUUAAAUGCUUGCAUAUCUACAAAAGAUGCGCUGCCUUUUCAAAUUACUUAUUUUUAUAUAUAUAUAUAGAAAUAUAUACUGGUGCAUUUGAAAUGCCUUUAAAAGAAAAAUCCAUUUGUAAGAAAUUGGCAUGCAAUCAAUAAAAUUUCACAAUGUUCCUUUUUUGUUUUGCAUGUGUAGCCAUGAGAUAUUGUGAUAGUCUGCUCAAAGUCGUCUAAAUUUAUUUAUUUAUUUUGCACCAGGUAAAGAGCCUGGCCGGUCUUUCUGCACCAGGUAAA
Molecule: messenger RNA, 3902 nt
Organism: Polyodon spathula (Mississippi paddlefish)
Lineage: Eukaryota; Metazoa; Chordata; Actinopteri; Acipenseriformes; Polyodontidae
Product: receptor-type tyrosine-protein phosphatase H-like
Exons: 18
Coding region: 292-3129 (945 amino acids)
Biological process (GO): protein dephosphorylation; angiogenesis
Molecular function (GO): cadherin binding; protein tyrosine phosphatase activity
Source: RefSeq, a predicted model, not a curated record